Messenger RNA from Corvus hawaiiensis (hawaiian crow), 5072 nucleotides. It is a transcript of the gene CSPG5, whose product is annotated as chondroitin sulfate proteoglycan 5. Lineage: Eukaryota; Metazoa; Chordata; Aves; Passeriformes; Corvidae. The record is from RefSeq and is a predicted model, not a curated record. Gene Ontology annotation, biological process: nervous system development.
CUCGGAGCGGGGCGGGCGGAGCCGCUGCCGGUGCCGGCCCCGUGGCGGAGCCGGGGUCCCUCCAUGCCGCCAUGGCCCCCCGCGCCCCCCGCGCCCCCCGCGCCCUGGCCCUGCUGCUGGCGAUCGGCGCCCUCGCAUCCGCGUGGCCCCCCCAAAACUCCAGCGUUGGCGAGAGGAGAGCCUGGGAGGGCUCGUUGGAGAGCAGCCCCCCGAAAUGGGACCUGGCGAGUGGAGACCCCCCUGGGGGACCCAGCAACAGCACCAGCGCCGGGGGGGGCCGCGGCAGGACCCCAGCUAGAGCCUCCCGGGGCGGGCACGGCCACCACGGAGCCGUCGGCCAUGCCCGAGGGGUGCCCGGGCUGCGCCGGGGAGGGCGAGGCCAGCGCCGUGCCCCCCCGAGCCGUGACCUGGCCCGGGGUCGGGGGCACGGUGCCGGUGGCCCUCGGCAGCCCCGAGGAGCCGGGGAGCGGUGACCGGCCCACGCCCGCCUCCCCGCCCGGCGCGGGGAGCUUCGGGGGGCUCCCGGCCGCCCCGCCGAGCCCCCCCGGCCCCCAGCUCGCCACCGACUCUGCCGAAUCCGACCUCCUGCUGGCGGCCGGGGGCUCGGCGGCGCCGCGGACCCCCGUGCUGGGCGAGCCCAGCCCCGUGCCCGCCGCCGGGGGGGACUCGGGGGGUCCCCCGGAGCUCUGGGCGGCCGCCUCCAGCCCGGCCCCGGCGCAGGGGGCUCGCGGCUGGACGGAUCUGACGUGGCUGCAGGAGCCCAUCACCGCCGCCACGGGCCCGGCCAAGCCCCCGGCCGACCGGACGGGCUCGGAGAUCAUCGACGUUGACUACUACGACCUGUUCGAGGGGGGCGAGGGACUGGGGGGCUUCCCCGGGGGCGGCCGGGGGGCGGCCGGCUCGGCGCGGCGGCGGGAGCCCGAGGGGGCGGCCACACCCUGGGCCCUCCACGAGCUCUACGACGACUUCACGCCCUUCGACGACGCCGAUUUCUACCCCACCACCUCCUUCUACGCCGAUGGGGACGACGAGGACGAGCUGGAGGACGAGGAGGAAGAGGAGGAGGAGGAAGACGGGGGGCUGGAGGACGAGAACGGCUACCGGCCGCCCACCUCGGCCGCGCCCGGCGCCGCGCCGGCCCCGCAGGACCCCCGGCCCACCGGGCACCGUGCCGCGGCCCCGCCGCCGCCGCCCGGGGUGUCCGGGGGCAGCCCCACGGCCUGGCCGCGGCCGGGGGAGCGGGGCCCGCCCGAGAACGGCUCCGAGUGCCGGAGCGGGUACGUGCGGCACAACAGCUCCUGCCGCUCCCUGUGCGACCUCGUCCCCAGCUACUGCCACAACGGUGGCCAGUGCUACCUGGUGGAGAGCCACGGGGCCUUCUGCCGGUGCAACACGCAGGACUACACGUGGCACAAGGGCACGCGCUGCGAGUCCAUCGUCACCGACUUCCAGGUGAUGUGCGUGGCCGUGGGCUCGGCCGCGCUCGUGGUGCUGCUGCUCUUCAUGCUCACCGUGUUCUUCGCCAAGAAGCUCUACCUGCUCAAGACGGAGAACAGCAAACUGCGCAAGACCAAAUACCGCACCCCGUCCGAGCUGCACAAUGACAACUUCUCCCUCUCCACCAUCGCCGAGGGCUCCCACCCAAACGAUGAUCCCGGCGCUCCCCACAAGCUGCAGGACUCGCUGAAAUCCUGCCUGAAGGACGAGGAGCCGUUUAACAUCCACAACUCGACUUCGCCCAAGCACGACGGCGGCAAAGGGGAGCAGGACGUGGGAGAGCUCAACUGCCUCCAGAACAACCUGACGUGAGAGGCGGGGACGGGAGCGGGAGCGGAGCGGGAGCCAGGCUCCCCCCGCAUCCACAGCCGUCUCCUCCCGCCGCUGUGUCCCUUCCCGCUCCGUGGCAUGCUUUGGUGUGUUUUGUACAGAGGAAAACAAAAAAUCCAGUCAUAAUUCGGCCGUGUCGUGGGGGUGUUUGGUUCGUGCUCCGUGUUUCUCGCUUGGGUUCGUUCCGCGCUGUGAUUUCUAAACCUUUGCCGUUCCGCAACUGACUUUUUUUGUACUUUUGCCCCACUUUUUUUGAAAUACAGGUGAAAACAACAAAAAAGGAGGGAAAAAAAAAAAAGAGGAAUAUCUUGAAAUAAAUAAACCAUUUUUUUUUUAAAGUUAAGCCUCUUGCCGGUGCCUGCGAUCUCCCGACAUGGACAUGGCGGGAUUCAGUCCCUGCUUGCACAGGGUCCCAUCUGAGCGUCACCCGGGGGUGGUGGGUGCCUGGUCCCCCCUUCUCACCCUCUCCAGGCACCUUCCUGCCUCUGCCAGGCCAGGGGUGCAGCACAUCCUGCCACCCCGGACACGCUCGGGAGCAGAUGGGACACCCUGGGAUGUCUGGUGGAGGUGCCUGGGCUGCUCCAGGGUUUGCUCCAUCCCCAUCCCUGUCCCUACCAUGAGUCCCCCCAAACAGUGUGGCUGCACACGGGGUGACGGCUCCCAACCACUCCUGCUCCAACAGCCUCCUUCAGUGGAGCUGACCAGGCUGUCAGCGGGAUUUUGGGUGAGACGCCCCAGGGUUGUCACCCCCCAGCUCCCAGUUUCCAUCUGCAUGGAGAAGAACCGGUGCCACUGUCCCAGUGGCUUUGGCAAGGUCAGGCUGGCCCUGCUGCCAUCCCCCGGGAUCGAGCAUGGAGCGGGGAUCUCUCCCCAGGGAGUCCCAGCACUCCCACCACCCUCCCCUCCAGCCAUGGCUCCGUCUUGCUUCCAGCAGGAACUGAUUUCUUCUGGAGAUGGAUUCAUCCACGAGCCAACACUCUGGGUUCCUUGGGAGAGAGGACACAAAGCCAUUAAUCACCACACAAUAUUAAGUGUGCGGCACGUCAGGGAUGCAGCCGGCGCUCUCCCGGGGCAGGUGGGAGCCAGAGCCGCAGCUCCGCGUGGAUCGGAUGUUCCCGAUGCGUUCUGUGAGCUGCUAAAUAAUUAAUUCUCGGCUUGCUCGGGGAGAUUAAAAACUGAGGAGUGGUGGAGGGAGCCGGCAGUCGAUCCUGGCAGUCACGCGAGGCAGAGCGAGCGGCUCACUGGCACCGGCAGGGUUUGGUCUUUGCCAUUCCCCUUCCAGCACGGAGCUGCAGGACAGGUACAACCAUGGAUAGAGCACUGGGAACGUGGACACAGCAAGAAAAAGGGUGGGGCGGGGGGAGAGAGUUGUGCUGGUGGAGCCAGAGCCCAGCAGAGCAGAGAGGAGAUGCUGAUGCCUGAGGAAACCCCGAGGAAAGGUGGGAUGUCCUGGCAUGGGCAGAGGCUGGGCACAGGCUUCCUGUGGGACGGGGAGGGAGGGAAAGGGAGCUGGAGUGGGAUGAGCAUCGCUGUGAUGGGAGAGGAUCUGUGCUUGUGUGUGAGCAGUGAGGGGAGAAGAAAUGGUUGUGUGAGGAGAGGGAUGUCGGAGGGGAUUGGGAAUGCGAGGAUGAAGUAGCGUUGUGGGUGAUGCAGGGAAGAGGAGGCAGGGGCAGUGCAGGAUGAGGGAGGCCACCCCUCAUCUCCAGCUGCCCUUGGAGGGAAUCAGCAAGGUGGGAUGCAGGGAGACACGGAACGGGAUGGGGCAGCCAAGGAGCGAGUCCACCCAGGGCUGUGUGGUGAGAUCUGGAAACCGUCUGCUCCUCACUGGGAUCCUUCCUCACGGUGCCUGUGGGUCCGGCCGGCUGGACACUGCCUGGGGAGACAUCUGCCAUGGUGUCACCGUGGAGGUGAGGCUGGCACAGCACAGGACAGUGACACCAUGGAGGUGAGGGUGACGUGGCACAGCCCCUCCGUCCCAGCACAGCCCACCCAUCAUGGACAGUGACAUCGUGGAGCUGAGGGUGACACGGCACAGGCCCUCAACCCUGGCACAGCCCAUCCACCCUGGACCUGCCGUGGCCCCACGCAGAGGUGCCCACCUUGGAGCGGUGCCCACAUUCCCUCGCCACCCGUUUUUGUCCCUUCCAAGAAGCCCGGUGUGGUCCGGGUCAGCAGUGGGACCGUCCCCUCCACAAAGGCGGGCGGUGGCUCCUCGGUGCAGGCCCUAUCUCGGAGCUGUGAGGGACGACCCACAGAGGAGUCCUGGAUUCAGGAGCCAUCCUCGGCUGCAGCCGCUCACCCCCACGGGCUGGAGGGACUUACUGGGAUUCAGGACAAAACUGGGUCACAAGGAUUUAAGCAGGUUUAAGGAUGCUCCUGCUCACACACAGGUUGGGAGCGCUGGGGGAUUUGUCGCCCUGUGCCCCUGCUCUGGGGUAUUGUUCUGACCCCAUCAUUCCCCCUGGCUGCUCCCGCUCCCUCAGACCCUACUCACCUUCCUGGCGUGCUCCUGUCUCCCACGGGAAGGCACAGCCUCCGUUCCCUGCCUCGCUCCAGCCGGCCACGAGCCCUGGAGCCCCAUCUGGCUCCGGGGUCAGUGUCCCUCGCCGUGCCUCCAUCUCCCCCGGGGGUACCAGCCCAGCCCCAGCCCGCGGGCUCUUAUCCCCUCUGGCUUUCCCAGAGCAGGGAGGAGCGUGGUCUGGAGGGAUGGAUGGGGUUAUCCGAGGGCUCCCCGCCAGCGCCUGGUCAGACACGGGAAAGGCGAGGAGCAGGCGCUGUGUACCGUGCUCGGAGCCGAUUUCACGGGCCCUGUGGAGGAAUUUGCCUCCCAGCCAGCAGAGCAACACAUGGGCUUUAAUCACAGGCCUAAUCACUGGGAUGGAGAGAGAGGCCGGAGAGCUAUUAAAUUUCAAUGCUUGGUUGGUUUGCUGGGAGGGGAGAUGGCCCGUUGUGGCCAGAAAGGGCUGGCACGGGAUGCGGGCAGGGAAUUGGCAUCGGCAGUGGGCCUGUCCUCCUCUCUCCGCCGUCCUCUUUUCUCUCGCAGACACAUAACAGGAUUAGAGCCACGACCCCGAGACAAGGAGCCUUUCUUCCCUUGACAAACUCCGGCUGCCUGAAACAAAAUAUCCGGAGUCGGGAUUCAUUAGUUGCUCCUUUCACGGGGGAUGCGUUUGUUUAUAUGGAUACGAGCAAGCAAAAAGUAAGAUUUGAAAUGGGAAAAAAUAAAUGUCAAUUUUCUCUAUUUA